This is a messenger RNA of Caenorhabditis bovis, 2841 nucleotides long. The record is from the annotation of a GenBank genome assembly. NCBI's taxonomy places the organism in Eukaryota, Metazoa, Nematoda, Chromadorea, Rhabditida, Rhabditidae.
AUGACUUCGUCUUCCUCUAUUAUUAUAUUACUUAUCAUUAUUUUGAUAACCACGGUUUCCGGAGGAGUCCAAGUCAAUCGUUGUGUUCUUCGUUGCAAGGAUAACCAUAUGAUGGAGAUGGAGAAUGAGUGGUCGCACGACUUCACUCUACCACUUCUGAAUCUUCUGAAACAGACUGGAAAUGAAACAGCAGCUUAUAUAAAAGCACAAGCAAUUUGCGCAAGCAACAAAUUACUUGAAGAAUGCGUUCGUGGGUGUAACAAUUCGGUUGAAGCUUCGAUUAUUUUGGCCGGAAUUCGAGCUUGGCAGGAUUCGUGCAAUAACUUGGAGGAAGUUCGUGCCCAAUUUCCUUGCUGGAAGGAUAAUGGUGAACGACUUUCAAGCGUAUGUCGGGCUCAGACGACUCGUCUUGAAAUGGAUAUGCACAAUUUUGCCAAGAACCAAAGUCAAGAAAAUACUGAAGCGAUUUGCACCGAUUUCGAGCAUUUUUCGUCAUGUUUUACACAGGAACACGGAAAGUAUUGCGGCUAUCGUAGCGAAGUGAUAACAUCAAGAAUGUUUGAAAGCAAUCGCGAAGCAAUGUUCAAAAUGAUGAAAAUUCGCUGGAACAACCUACCUCCAGCGUGCAAAUACACUGAACUACGUCGUGACACCAUCCCUGCGAUGGUUGAAAUAGAAUUAAAUAAAGAAGCUGAGGAAGAUUUUUCCGAUCCACCAGGUUUCGUUGAUAAUGUCAAGGAUGAAGAACUCGUCCCUGAUGUUAUUCACAUGAAACCUAGAAUCGAAGAGUUUGAGGAAAAUUGUGUAGUGAUUUUCGGAAUCCCAGUUGUCGGAUCGGAGAGAAUUCAAAAAUUGCAAAAUGUGCUCUCGAGAGUUCUUGAUAAAAUCGAUAAAAGCUGCAAAAUGUUUAUCCCAACAAACCCAGAAGGAGGAUCUUUGGGAGUCUUGUUUUCCGAGUGGUCUGACAAGAAAAUUGCUGAGUACGCCGUUCAAAGUCUCGAUGGGUAUGCAUUUGACAAGAGUCAUACAUUUUCUGCCCAACUUUUCUCCACGAUGAAAAAAAUGACUCCCCCUGAUGAGAACUGGAAAGUGCCAGAAGCAAGACCAUAUAAUGAUGUUGGAGACCUUUGGUGGUGGCUUCAAAACGAUAGAUGCCGAGAUCAAUUUGCUGUUCUUCACGAUAAGAGCGGAGUUCCGACCGUUGGUGUUUAUACACACAUGAAGGGACAUGAGCCCGAACUUGCUGCUGAUGCAGAUAAGGCUGAACGCGCGAACUGGACCGAAACUGUGUUUGCUUGGUCGCCUCAUGGCUCUUAUCUUGCAACAAUUCAUGCUCGAGGAGUUAUUUUAUGGGGAGGUCCGGAAUUUAAGCGUGCUCAUCGUUUUGCUCAUGACAAUGUCCAAUAUGUCGAUUUCUCACCGUGUGAAAAAUACAUGAUCUCCUAUGCUGCUCCUGAAGAUCGCGGAAAAUGGUGGGAAGGAGAAAAAGACUGCAUCAAGAUCUGGGAAGUUGUUUCCGAAGAACUCAAGGGCACAUUUUCGCCAUUCGAGCUUUGCAGAAGAGGUCAUUUGCCCGCUUGGCCUUUCUUCAAGUGGUCUCCCGAUGAGAAGUACUUUGCCUGUCUCAAGGCUCCAGAGCGUGAUAAACUUGAAAAAGAGAAGAAGGUCGAUGGAAUCGCUGUUUAUGAAACCGAAACUUUCCAAUUGCUCAAUAAGCGCCCGAUUAUAAUUGAAAAUAUAAAAUACAUCGAAUGGUCACCAGUCAAUAACAUAUUGGCCUAUUAUUCAGAGUGCACCGAAACUGUUCCCGCUGAAUUCGGAUUAUUACAAUUCCCAAGUUUACAACGCCUCCGGUCGGCUAGAAUCUAUAAUGUUGCUGACGCCCAAUUAUUCUGGCAGAAAAGCGGAAAACGGUUGGCCAUUUAUACAAUGCGGUAUAACAAGAAACAAAUACGUGAUACUGGAGAUAUCAAAUAUAUCGGUGGAUGCACGUAUCACAUCGAUAUUUUUGAAAUUGACAAAAAGGAUGUUUCUCUCAUGAAUUUACCAUUGUCUGAACCAUUCAUUCAUUUUGGAUGGGAUCCAGAAGGUGAUAAAUUCUGCGUUUUGACCGGAUCAGCUACAAAAACUACCCCGCAAGUUUACCGAAUCGAACCAAAUAGUCAUGCCCCAAAAUUGAUGAGCAAGCUCGAUGCUGGAGUGCAAUUCAACGAAGUUCAAUUUGCUCCGAAGGGUGGAUGGCUCGCCGUUUUGUCAAAAAUGUCUUCUGGAGGAAAUGUGAUGUUCGUCGACACCUCAUUAUCAGAGGCUAAAAGAACUAACGUGAUCGAACACCCGUUGUUCAAUAAAGGAUAUUGGGAUCCAACUGGGCGCUAUUUCGUCACCUGCUCAACAAUGGGAGGACGUAAUGGUGCCGAUCUUGGCUAUCGAGUUUUCACCUUCCAAGGACGCGAGCUGUGCAGAAAGAACUUGGAACGAUUGGCCCAAUUCAGGUGGCGCCCGAGACCUCCAGUCAAGCUCAGUGAGCAGAAACUCAAAGAAAUUAAGAAGAAUCUCAAGAAGAUUGCCGCGAGAUUCAUCAAACAGGAUGAUGAUGAGAAAUGCCGAGCCAGCCAGGAAGUUGUGGAAAAGAGAAGGAAGAUCAUGGCCGCUUUCGAUGUCAUCCGCAACCGGAAUCGCGAAAUUCUUGCAAACAUGCGCGAGGCACGAAUCCAACUGCGCGGCGGCGUAGACACCGAAGCCGAAUUAAACCCCGACGAUUUCGUCGACGAAGAAAUCACAAUUGCAUUGAGCACAACCCGAACUCGCGAACAAUUGAGCGAAGAGGACGAGCGCGACUAA